CGUGUAACAGUUUGAUGACAUUUGGAUGAUCAAGUCGGCCCAGAGCUUCAUUUAUUCGGUUGCUUCUCAUCGUGCUCGGCGUUUGGUUAACGAUUUGAUUAUAACCCGGAUCCGGCGGAUUUUCUGGGAUUUGAUUAUUUUCUGCAUCCGGCUGAUUUACUGGGAUCUUAUUAUAAUCUGCAUUCGGCUGAUUUUCUACUACCAUCCGUUUAAUGGCGACAUCCCUGUUGCCAUUCAAUUUACCCAGGAUCGUGUUGGUUGACAUCAAAUCCUUAAGGCAGUUGUCAAGUAACACGUGAAGGAAUAAUUAUGCCAGCCAGCUAUCAAGUAACACGUGAAGGCGGUGCAGUAGACUCAAUUGAAUCAACAAGUGGUGGCUAAACAGUAUCCAAGAAAUUUCUAUUGCCAAGUGCAAUUUCUCCGCUUGAAUUAGUGCCAUCUAGGUGGCCAUUCCGCAGCGACAUGGUGGCAAUUCUUAACACAACCGGAGAUAGAACGCUGUGGGUUUGGUGUUUCAGGAUUCGGUAUGCGGUUACGCUAGUUGCUUCUCAAUUACCAGUCGAGCAUAUCAACAGACAACCCAGGAUUAUAGACACGGAAGGGGUGAAAAAAAAAAAAAUAAACUCCGGGAAAGUGCAAUCGGAAGAACGGUGGUAAACGUCUUGAAAACGUAUAAAUCCCAGGAAAAUGCGUAAUGUUUCGGCCGGUUUCGGAAGCGGCAAAUGGUCUUGAUAUGAUAAAUCUACGAUGGUGGUGCUUAGCGAAUUGAAUGUCAUUCGGAACGUGGAAAAAAAAAGAAUGGAUAUGACUGAUACGAUUGGUGGAUGUGGGUGUAUUUGCAUGUCAGAACAACGAUAAACGCCGUGAUCAUCCUAGACAUACAAACCAUUCCUAUUUCAACUGUGAAAUAAUUAGGACGAUCGACGUUUCACCUUAUCCAGUCAGGACGUUCAUCUAGAGGUGGGUCUUUAUCAUCGCCUGGUGUUUCGGCGUAUUCCUUAUCAGGGUCAGACGGUUUGAUGACAUUUGGAUGCUUAAGUCGGCCCAGAACUUCAUUCAUUCGGUUGCUUCUCUGCUUGGCCGGCAUUUGUCCUGGCAUUUGAUUAUGGUAUGCAUCCGGCUGAUCUUCUGGGAGUUGAUUAUACUUUUCAUCCGGCUGAUCUUCUACUUCAAUCACUUUAAUGGCUACAUUCGUGCUGCCAUUCAACUUACCCAGGAUCGUGUUGAUUGAGAAACAAAUCCUAAACGUAGUUGAUUCUGACGUCUAACCGCAAUAGAUGCGCUUUGGGUUUGUUGUUUCUGAUACGACUAAAAAAAAUUUAGUUUUGAUUAUAUGUGAACAUACGUUCGUAUCAGUAAAAUUAUCUACAGAAGUGAUAAAAAAAACGAACAAGACUUGAUUGUGUAGAAUGGUCUAUGUUCGUUUUUUUUUUUAUCUACAUUUCAUUGGGAUUUUAUAUGCAGCUACACACGACAGUUGCUUAUCAGUUAACAAGCGAGCAUCAAGAGACAACCCAAGAUUCAUGAGUUAUAGACACGGGAAUGGUGAAAAAAAAAUAUACAUUCGCGGGAAAUUGCAAUCGGAAGAACGGUGGUAAACGUCUUAAAAACGUUUAAAUCCCAGGAAAAUGCGUAAUGUUUCGGAAACGGGAAAUGGACUGGUUUUGACACGUUUACGAUGGUGGUGCAUUGCGAGUUGAAUGCCAUUCGGAACGUGGGAUAAAGAGAAUGGAUAUGACUGGUACGGUGGAUGGAUGUGGGUGUAUUUUCAUGUCAGAACAACGAUAAACGCUGUGAGUAGCCUAGACAAACAAACCAUUCCUACUUCAACUGUGAAAUAAUUAGACGAUCGACGUUUCACCUUAGCUAGUCGGGACUUUCAUCUAGAGGUGGGUCUUGAUCAUCGCCUGGUGUUUCGGUGUAUUCCGUAUCAGGUUCAGACAGUUUGAUGACAUUGGGAUGAUCAAGCCGGCCCAGAGCUUCAUUUAUUCGGUUGCUUCUCAUCGUUUUCCGAGCUUCGUUAACAAAUUGAUUAUAACCUGGACUCGGCGGAUUUUCUGGGAUUUGAUUAUUAUCUGCAUCCGGCUGAUUUUCUGGGAUUUUAUUAUAAUCUGCAUUCGGCUGAUUUCUACUACCAUCCGUUUAAUAGCGACAUCCCUGUUGCCAUUCAAUUUACCCAGGAUCGUGUUGGUUGACAAAUAAAUCCUAAACUUAGUUGAUUAUUUGGGCGCACAACCGGAAUACAUGCGCUUUCUGGUUUGAUAUUUCAGGAUGGGAUAUGCGCUUACACACGCCAGUUACUUAUCAGUUAUCAAUCGAGCAUAUCAACAGGCAACCAAAGAUGUACAUUCCGGGAGAAUGCAAUCGCAAGGUCAAUAUGGCUGAUAUUAUUUUGAAGUGGAAGAACGGUGGUAAACGUCUUAAAAACGUAUAAAUCCCAGGAAAAUGCGUAAUGUUUCGGAAGCGGCAAAUGGUGUGACAAAUCUACGAUGGUGGUACAUUGCGAAUUGAAUGCCAUUCGGAACGUGAGAUAAAAAUAAUGGGAUGACCGGUUUCGUAUUCAUAAACAUUUACAUUGAAAACAGCAUGAUAGUUGCAGCUAGGUGUUUUUACGUUUUGUGCUUUUGUUUUUAUGUUCUAAAACCGGAAAUUGUUUAUGGAAAAUAUUUUAUAGGGAUUCAUUUCCGCUAUCGGCGUAGCAAUAAAUGAUCUUGCCCUUGAAUUUUUCCCAUACGUGACGAGUAGAGCAUAUCCCAGCAUAAGGAGUAAGGAGAGCAUAAGGAAGUUCUUCAAGCUGAAAGAGAUGGGAACAUCUAAGUCAGUUGCUUGGCUAACUACACAACACUUCCAUAGCAAAGAAUGAAGUUUAUUUACAUCCUCUUUGCCAUCUCUUGUACUUUGGCCCGUACGCUGACUGAAUCAAAGGGCAAAGCAGUAGGUGGUUUCCGUGAUGUCGCACUGGGCCGCGUCGCUAAAAUAGAUUACGAAGAUGACCCAGCGUCUUUCCGCAAACUCACGCUUGCAGAAAUGGCCCGUGAGUUUGCUGCAUUCGAGGACAGCAACGAAGACAAAGAUGAAGAUGCAAAUUCAACAGUUAGGACGACACGUGUAGGCAAAAAACGAAAAGGUGGACAUGGAAGUCAUUCACAUGAACGCGGCCGCAAAGGCUCCGGAGAACGCGGUCAUUCGCAUAAACAAAAACCAAAAGGCUCUGGCCAUCAUCGCCAUUCGCAUGAACAUAAACAUAAGCAUUCACAUGAACAUGGACAUCAUCGCCACCAUGGAGCUGGACAUCACCACAACGGAAAGCAUUCACAUGAAAGAGGAACUGAGUUAAGCGCCCAUACAACAAGUUUAACACCAACCGUGAUUACUUCAACAACUACUGUACCUACUCCGGGUAAAACACCUACAUCUACUCCAGACACUACACCUACUACAGGCACUACACCUACUACAGGCACUACACCUACUACAGGCACUACACCUACUACAGGCACUACACCUACUACAGGCACUACACCUACUACAGGCACUACACCUACUACAGGCACUACACCUACUACAGGCACUACACCUACUACAGGCACUACACCUACAUCUACAUCUACUCCGGACACUGAGGCGACAACCAUGUCAGACAUGGAUAAGAAAAUUAGCCGGGAACAAGGAGAUAAAACAAGUACAUAGGUUAUUUGGAAAUGACUUUGUGACCAAAAUAAUAGCGCACAAUCAUGUACUUUCCAUUUGUUGCCUUUUGUCAUGUUAACGCACACGAAUGCUUACAACCCAAACAAAAAAUUCUGAUAAAAUUUGCUUGUCACCUGUUACUGUAUGAAAUUGUGGGUUUUCCCAUGUCCUCCCAUUUUUACGUAAGAAAAAACCUUGGCGGAUGAUCAAUAAACCAAUAGGUUCACACAA
Daphnia carinata is the source of this 3921-nucleotide messenger RNA. RefSeq names its product myotubularin-related protein DDB_G0290005-like. The transcript has 19 exons. NCBI's taxonomy places the organism in Eukaryota, Metazoa, Arthropoda, Branchiopoda, Diplostraca, Daphniidae. The record is from RefSeq and is a predicted model, not a curated record. Bases 2860 to 3690 code for a protein of 276 amino acids.